CAUGAUCAAUUUAGUAGUACACGGGUAUUGCAAAAACUUAAUCAUAUAUACUAUAAUUUGACAAUUAAACACCAAAAGAAUGUUUAAUCGACGUCACAUAUAAAAGUAUGAUAAAUAUGCACCUAAGUGAUGACACCUACAACGGUAGCAAAAAAUCUAUUACAGCAAAACUAAACCUGUCGGCUAUUGAAAUAAAGACGUUGAUGACGUCUAUGCGUAAUCGAUAUUAUUUCGCAACUAUUCGUUUAUAACUAUUAUUGCAAUUGAUGAAGUAUUUUUAGUAGUUCGCUUGGCUUUGUUGUUGUUGUAAGAACAAUGGUUCAAGUGCGAGUUGAAGAAGGGAUCCUAGAAGGAGAGAAAGUCGGUAAUGCGUUUGGAGUACCGUUCUACAGCUUCAAGGGAAUACCGUACGCGCAGCCACCCAUCGGAGACCUCAGGUUUAAGGCACCCGUACCUCCCAAACCUUGGAGUGGAAUUCGCAAAGCCAAAGAGUUUGGACCGAUGUGUUACCAGUAUGACAUGUUUUUCGACAAGGGAGCUCGGAGUGGCAGCGAAGACUGCUUAUAUCUCAACGUUUAUACACCAGACGUUAACCCUGAGAAACCACUGCCUGUCAUGUUCUGGAUCCACGGUGGAGGACUAAUAACUGGUAGUGGCAACGAUAACUUCUAUGGCCCCGAGUUCCUAUUGAGACAAGGUGUUGUCGUUGUUACCAUUAAUUACAGACUAGAAGUAUUUGGUUUCCUUUGCUUGAACACUGCAGACGUGCCUGGUAACGCUGGAAUGAAAGAUCAAGUCCAGGCUCUCAGGUGGGUGAACAAAAACAUUUCUAACUUUGGAGGAGAUCCAAACAAUAUCACCAUAUUUGGGGAAAGUGCUGGCGGGUGCAGUGUGAGUUACCACUUAGUAUCACCAAUGUCGAAAGGUUUGUUCAAGAGAGCUAUAUGCCAGAGCGGUGUGAAUCUUUGUCAUUGGAUACAAAGUUAUUAUCCUCGAUACAAGGCCCUAGCAUUGGCCAGGAAACUGGGAUUCUACUCUGAGGAUGAUAAAGAAUUAUAUGAGUUCUUAAAAAAACAACCAAAGGAAGCUUUGGUCGAGAUUCGUGUGCCAUUAACACUUUUCGAAGCAUUAGAUCAACCUAAUGUUUAUUUUAGUAUUGUGGAUGAACAAGAAUUCGGCAACAAUGAAAGAUUUUUCUAUGGUGGCCUUAUAGACGCUGUUUCCAAUGGCACACAUGAGGGAGUAGAUAUAAUGGCAGGAUAUACUGCCGACGAUGGUGUUUUAGCAUUGGGCAUCAUAAAAGAUCUAGAAAAAAUACUGAUAACAGCGAGAAACUUCCCACAGUUUUUCGUUACAGAUAAUUUUGGAUACCAACUUUCAGUAAAAGAUCAGAUAGAAAUGGGCAAGAAAAUAAGAAAUUACUAUUUAAAAAGCAAGGCUAAAUAUAACUGGAAGGAUUUGGCAAGGUAUUAUUCAAUGCUCUUGUUUGUAAUGCCCACAGUUAAAUGGCUCACACUUUGUGCUGGAACACAAAAGAACAAAACAUUUCUGUACAAGUUUACAUGCAAGACUAAACGCAAUGUCAUCGCCUACCUAGUAGGUUUAAAAGAUCUACUUCAAGGUGAAACUGUUGCAUGUCACGCUGAUGAUCUUAUGUACCUGUUUAACGCUCACGGGGUUGCUCUGCCUCUUACUGUAAAUUCUGAUGACUUUAAAAACAUUGAAAGAAUGAAAAAACUUUGGACUAACUUUGCUAAAUACGGAAACCCAACUCCUGACGACUCUUUAGGAGUAAUCUGGAAACUUUACACCACCGAAAACCAAGAUUAUCUCGAAAUAGGAAACAAAUUAUGUACGGGAACAUUUCAGGAUGGAAAAGAAUUACAGUUCUGGAAAAAUACCUUACAAGAGUUUGGUCAAGAAAUGUAAAAAACUGAAGUAUUUGUAUAUUUUGUUUGGGG
This is a messenger RNA of Trichoplusia ni (cabbage looper), 1961 nucleotides long. Its product is annotated as venom carboxylesterase-6-like. The record is from RefSeq and is a predicted model, not a curated record. NCBI's taxonomy places the organism in Eukaryota, Metazoa, Arthropoda, Insecta, Lepidoptera, Noctuidae. The transcript has 3 exons. Bases 316 to 1929 code for a protein of 537 amino acids.